Symbiodinium sp. CCMP2456 is the source of this 522-nucleotide messenger RNA. Lineage: Eukaryota; Dinophyceae; Suessiales; Symbiodiniaceae. The record is from the annotation of a GenBank genome assembly.
AUAGAAAGUCGGCGCUGUCUUGAUGGAAGGAGGUCUUCCAGCACCGACCUUGGGGAGUUUUGCACAUCCAGAGAUGUGCAACAAGCCUUGUGUAUACCUGCUGUAUGGACCUUGCUCGCGUGGUGCGCUCUGUGCUCAUUGUCAUUUCGGACACGAGGGGGGCCGCCGGCUCGAAACGCGGCAGAGGAAGUUGCUGUCAAAACUGAGCUUCCCGCAGCUUCUGCAGUUUAUGCUUCACUACAUCAGACUCUCCGGCAGAGAGUCAUUCUGUUGGGCCUCUUGAACGACGCGGAAGAGGCAUUUGCUUUCAUGAAGACCUACCUCGACAACAACCCACCAGCAGCUCCGGCACGGUUCUCGCCAAGCCGGAUGGCAAAACUGGACAAGGUCUUGCGCCGAUUCCCUCUGAACAGCUUGUUCGGAACGUUAAAUCGCGAGGACGCCGACACCUCCAUACUUGAGGCUGUAGGCCGCUUUCGAUGCUCUCUGCCGACGGUCUUGGGUCGUGCGGUAUCCGGUUAA